CGUAAGAACCUAAGAUAUCUUAGAAACUCUGUAAGAUGUAAGAACCUAAGAUAUCCUAGAAACAGUGUAAGAUGUAAGAACCUAAAAUAUCCUAGAAACAGUGUAAGAUGUAAGAACCUAAGAUAUCUUAGAAACUCUGUAAGAUUUAAGAACCUAAGAUAUCCUAGAAACAGUGUAAGAUGUAAGAACCUAAGAUAUCCUAGAAACAGUGUAAGACGUAGGAACCUAAGAUAUCCUAGAAACAGUGUAAGAUGUAAGAACCUAAGAUAUCCUAGAAACAGUGUAAGACGUAGGAACCUAAGAUAUCUUAGAAAC
This is a messenger RNA of Lottia gigantea (owl limpet), 315 nucleotides long. RefSeq lists its product as hypothetical. The annotation marks the transcript as partial. NCBI's taxonomy places the organism in Eukaryota, Metazoa, Mollusca, Gastropoda, Lottiidae. The transcript has a single exon. The record is from RefSeq and is a predicted model, not a curated record.